This is a messenger RNA of Parasteatoda tepidariorum (common house spider), 1576 nucleotides long. Its product is annotated as U3 small nucleolar RNA-interacting protein 2. The record is from RefSeq and is a predicted model, not a curated record. NCBI's taxonomy places the organism in Eukaryota, Metazoa, Arthropoda, Arachnida, Araneae, Theridiidae. Gene Ontology annotation, cellular component: small-subunit processome. Gene Ontology annotation, molecular function: U3 snoRNA binding; protein binding.
UAAUUACAUUUUGUUUUUCCUUGUUUGUGACCGUGAUCAUUUCGAUUGUUUUAUUUACAUCAUGCUUUUCUGUGUUGUCUCGUGCAUACUUAUUUUAUGUUAAUGGUACCGUUUGAAAUUUUUAAAAUUAAACGAUUUUCUCCCAUGUUUACCUAAAAACUGCCAUUAUUUAGCUUCACUAUUCCAGAAGUAUAUAAAUAAAAUGUCAUUCUUUAUACGAAAAUCAAAUCGUGAAAGUGGUGUCAAAAGAAAAAAAGGAACGAAAAAUCAAAAGUCAAAUAAAAUAAAAAGGAAGGAAAAGAGCAAACCGGAUGACUUGAUCUCUAGUGAUGAUGACCUAAGUGGAAUUGAUGAUUAUACUCAAGGGUUUUCCAGUGAAGAAGAAACUGAACAGGAAAAAAAAUUGAGACUUACUAAAAAAUAUUUACAGCAAAUUGAAGAAGAAGAGCUUGCCAAAAAUGAAACUGAAGAUGCUCGAGGUGCUGUUUCACAGAGACUAAAAGAUGAAGCUUUAGAGGAAGCAGGAAGACUACAAAAGAAAAAAGCACAUGAAUAUGAAGAUACAGUGUCUGAUGUUCUCUGUGUGCUUAGAGGGCAUAAACUAAGUGUCACAUGCUUAGCUGUUUCUCAAACAGAAAAGUUUUUAAUUUCUGCAUCAAAAGAUGGUUCAAUCAUUAAAUGGAGUAUAGAAGAAAAAAAGAAAAUCAAAACCAUACCUGGUGGAAAGAAGGGCAGUGAAGGAUAUAUUGGCCACACCGACCAAGUUCUUGCUAUCUCCCUUUCAACAGAUGACAAAUUCUUGGCAACAGGCGGAAGAGAUAAAAUUAUAAAUAUUUGGAAUCCUGAUACUAUGGAGCGUAUUCAUACAUUCAGAGGUCAUAAGGAUGCUAUUACUGGUCUAGUAUUUCAAAAAGGAAGUCAUCAAUUAAUCAGUGCAUCAAGUGAUCGAUCUCUAAAACUUUGGACUCUUGAUGAAAUGGGCUAUAUUGAAACAUUAUUUGGUCAUCAAGAUGCAAUAACCGAUAUUGAUUGUUUUUUCACUGAAACAGCUUUAACAGCUGGUGCCAGAGACAAUACUGUACGGAUUUGGAAAAUUGUUGAAGAAUCUCAGCUUGUAUUUCAAGCUAAUGGGGCAUCAAUAGAUUGUGUAUGUGUAUCAAGUUAUCAGAGUUUUGUGUCUGGAGGAGAUGAUGGCUCACUGUUAUUUUGGGGCAUUCAUAAAAAGAAGCCGAUGUUUAAAGUGCCUUUUGCUCAUGGCUGUGAUCCUGAAUCAGAAGAACCAAAUUGGAUUACAUCAUUAUGUGCCUUGCAAAAUACAGAUCUUGUUGCAUCUGGUUCAAAUGAUGGCUACAUUCGUCUAUGGAAGAGAGAUGAUGAAAAUCACUCUCUAAUACAAGUGUCUGAAAUUAAAAUGGAGGGAUUUGUAAAUAGUCUCCGUUUCACACCUUCUGGAAAAUAUUUAGUUGCUGCUGUAGGUCAAGAACACAGGCUUGGACGAUGGAGGCGGAUUAAACCAGCUAAAAAUUGUGUUGUAAUAUAUUGUUGGAAUAAAAGUUAAUAAUAUUUUAUUUUAAAA